Molecule: messenger RNA, 1496 nt
Organism: Tachysurus vachellii
Lineage: Eukaryota; Metazoa; Chordata; Actinopteri; Siluriformes; Bagridae
Gene: gnb3a
Product: guanine nucleotide binding protein (G protein), beta polypeptide 3a
Exons: 10
Coding region: 316-1338 (340 amino acids)
Biological process (GO): G protein-coupled receptor signaling pathway
Cellular component (GO): heterotrimeric G-protein complex; cytoplasm
Molecular function (GO): signaling receptor complex adaptor activity; protein binding
Source: RefSeq, a predicted model, not a curated record
GAGUGGAAGCAGAGCAACGCGGUGUGAAACAGCAUUAUGUGAAAAACAAGUGGAGAGGAAGAGAAACAUAAAUACAACAGCAAAUAUAGCAAAAAAUAAAAAGCAUACCCGAGGAGUAAAAGGAGGAGAAGGAGGAGGAAAGGACGAGGAAGAGGAGAGGGCAAACUCAUUUGGUCAUAAGAGCUGGCUAGAGACACUAUCACAUCUAAACGGCAAAAGCAGAAAAAGUGACCUCGCAUUAUAAGAAGUCACUUCACUCACCUGAUCUCACUUCCUGUUCAUCUCUGUCGCUGGUUGUGCCUGACAACUGUUGCCAUGGGUGAAUUGGCUCAACUUCGGAAGGAGGUGGAGAACCUCAAGGACCAGAUUGCUGCGGCACGUAAAUCAGUGCAGGACUCCACGCUGCAGGAUAGCGUCUCAAGCACAGCAUCACUGUCAAAGGUUCAGCUCAAAUCCAAAAAGACAUUGAGAGGACAUCUGUCCAAGAUCUACGCCAUGCAAUGGGGCUCAGAUUCAAAACUCUGUGUGAGUGCAUCUCAGGAUGGUAAAAUGAUUGUAUGGGACACCUACAGCACCAACAAGGUGAACGCUAUCCCGCUCAAGUCUUCUUGGGUGAUGACGUGUGCAUACGCUCCCUCAGGAAACCUGGUGGCAUGCGGUGGUCUUGAUAACAUGUGCUCUAUCUACAACCUGAUGCCAAAAGAUGGCAAUAUUAAGGUCAUACGUGAGCUGGCUGCACAUACAGGGUAUUUGGCUUCCUGUCGCUUCCUGAGUGACACCGAGAUCAUCACCUGCUCUGGAGACUGUACCGCCUGUCUCUGGGACAUCGAGACCGGGGAACAGAAGACGAUUUUUGCUGGCCACAUUGGGGACUGCAUGUCACUGGCUUUGUCGCCAGAUAUGAAUUACUUUAUUUCAGGAUCAUGUGACUACACAGCCAAACUGUGGGACAUAAGAGCAGGCCAGUGCAAACAGACAUUCUACGGCCAUGAGAGCGACAUAAAUGCUAUUGGGUUUUUCCCCAACGGUAAUGCGGUGAUCACUGGCUCAGACGACUCGUCCUGCAAGCUGUAUGAUCUGCGCAGUGAUCAAGAGCUGACCACUUACAGCGACUCGAGCCUCAUGAGCGGAGUCACCUCCCUCGCACCCUCACUUUCUGGCCGCCUCCUGCUGGCUGGUUACGACGACUUCACCUGCAACAUCUGGGACAUGCUGAAGGCUGAGAGAGUGGGAACAUUGUCAGGCCACGAUAACCGAGUGAGCUGCCUUGGUGUGACGCCUGACGGAAUGGCCCUCUGCACAGGAUCCUGGGAUAGCUUCUUGAAGAUCUGGAACUAAUACACCUUCUGGAUGAGUCACAUCGAAAGAAAAGCGGGAAAAACAUGAUUCAGGGGAACAGCGGAGUGGGUUUAAAUUUGGGUAUAUGGGCAGAAAGAGAGAGAGAGAUAGAGAGAGAGAGAGAGAGAGAGAGAGAGAGAGAGAGAGAGAGAGGGGCU